AUGUUCUUUCAUUUGUGUGGCCAUUUGGUCCAUGCGACAAUCACUCAUCCUACCGCCCUCGUUGCCUCGUCUUGUAUGGCGCGGCUCUACGAAGAGAUACUUUGUCGCGAAGACAUUGUCUACUUGCUUCCGAUACAUAAUUGGUUCAUCUCGGUUGGGUGUUUACCACAAAUCCACGCCCUGUCUGGAAGAUUCUAUGCCGAUGCGACCUGCCAGGAAGAAUUGGACAUUUUACUCAAAGCACUGAAGACCAUGGGUAUCAAAUGGCCUCAAGCGAAGAACCUUCGAAACGCUGUGGACCGACUUGUGAAGAAAAGGGUCAGCCGACCGCAAGUGGCCGAGUCCAGGGAAACAGAUCGCCCAGAAUACCUGGUCGAUGGAGGCAGUGCUCAUUUAAAUGGGUUUGUACGAGAGCUAUUCCCUUUCCCUGAGACCAUGUGUCCCAGGAUUGCUAUGCUUGAUUCGGUCGACCCUAUACCGAAUCUCGAGGAAAAUAUAGGAGAAAGACCUCCUCUAUGGGAUGAAGAUUAUCAGUUCAACUGGGUCCUAGACGCCUCUGGCCUCAACCCCCUCAACGAGAGUUUCGAAAACUUUUCGAAUCUGUAUCCUACUGGAAAUGGCUUAAACUUUUGA
Messenger RNA from Penicillium riverlandense, 633 nucleotides. RefSeq lists its product as uncharacterized. The coding region runs from base 1 to 633 and encodes 210 amino acids. Lineage: Eukaryota; Fungi; Ascomycota; Eurotiomycetes; Eurotiales; Aspergillaceae. The record is from RefSeq and is a predicted model, not a curated record. The transcript has a single exon.